Messenger RNA from Quercus lobata, 1551 nucleotides. RefSeq names its product peroxisomal (S)-2-hydroxy-acid oxidase-like. NCBI's taxonomy places the organism in Eukaryota, Viridiplantae, Streptophyta, Magnoliopsida, Fagales, Fagaceae. Gene Ontology annotation, cellular component: peroxisome. The transcript is spliced from 12 exons. The record is from RefSeq and is a predicted model, not a curated record. Gene Ontology annotation, molecular function: FMN binding; (S)-2-hydroxy-acid oxidase activity. The coding region runs from base 161 to 1264 and encodes 367 amino acids.
CUUCUUUGUAUCGUAUUAUUUGGACGUUCACUCUCUCUCUCUCUGCUUCUCUCUUCAGCAUUAUCUGCUGUGCAACACCUCUUUGGCACUCUCUCAUUCGUUCUCUCUCCUAAGGAGCCCAAGAAAAUUCUGUAGAUAGCAUAAACAAUCCUUUGGAGAGAUGGAGAUAACUAAUGUUACGGAGUAUGAGGCAAUUGCCAAGGAGAAAUUGCCGAAGAUGGUUUAUGACUACUACGCAUCAGGUGCAGAGGACCAAUGGACUCUUAAGGAGAACCGAAAUGCUUUCUCAAGGAUUUUGUUUCGACCUCGUAUUCUUGUUGAUGUAAGCAAGAUAGACAUGGCCACAACUGUUCUGGGCUUCAAAAUCUCAAUGCCCAUCAUGAUUGCUCCCACAGCCAUGCAGAAGAUGGCUCACCCUGAAGGAGAGUAUGCAACAGCAAGAGCAGCAUCAGCAGCUGGCACUAUUAUGACACUUUCCUCAUGGGCUACUUCCAGUGUUGAAGAGGUUGCUUCAACAGGACCUGGCAUUCGCUUUUUCCAACUCUAUGUGUAUAAAGACAGGAAUGUGGUUGCACAGCUUGUAAGAAGAGCUGAAAGGGCUGGUUUCAAUGCAAUUGCCCUGACCGUGGACACUCCAAGGCUUGGCCGCAGGGAGGCUGACAUCAAGAACAGAUUUGUUUUGCCACCAUUUUUGACUUUGAAGAACUUUGAUGGAUUGAAUCUUGGAACAAUGGAUAAGACCAAUGAUUCUGGACUAGCUUCCUAUGUUGCUGGACAAAUUGACCGCUCUCUCAGCUGGAAGGAUGUGAAGUGGCUUCAGACAAUCACCCGAUUACCAAUUCUUGUGAAGGGUGUCCUUACUGCUGAGGAUACAAGGCUAGCCAUACAAGCUGGAGCUGCAGGAAUCAUCGUGUCCAAUCAUGGAGCUCGCCAACUUGAUUAUGUUCCUGCAACUAUUAUGGCUUUGGAAGAGGUUGUCAAAGCUGCACAAGGCCGAGUUCCUGUUUUUCUGGAUGGUGGAAUCCGGCGAGGGACAGAUGUCUUUAAAGCAUUGGCUCUAGGAGCAUCGGGCAUAUUUAUUGGAAGACCUGUUGUAUUCUCAUUGGCUGCUGAAGGCGAGGCUGGUGUAAGAAAAGUACUUCAGAUGCUUCGGGAUGAGUUUGAAAUAACGAUGGCUUUAAGUGGUUGUCGCUCACUUAAAGAGAUUACCCGUGACCACAUUGUAGCUGAAUGGGAUCGUCCGUAUCUUUCACCCAGGUUGUAAGAUUAUAAUGCUGCUUCUUGUUCAUUAUUAUGGUGGGAGGUUAUUUCAGGAACCUGUCUUUUGUAAGAAUAACACCUCUCACGUUUGGUUUGAAAAUAUAUAUUGAAGAGUUCGAACUUCUGUGACACAAUAAAUGAGAUUAUUAUUACAAGACUACUUAAUUGGGGAUUGGGGUUAUGAACUUAUGGCACCAAUGCAGCAUAUUUUUGUAACAGUGAAUGCUUUAUUUUGUUUCUAAGCAACUGGUGGUGAAGAAAAUAUAUCAUAUAUAGCAAUUUGACCGUUCA